AUGAUAACGUUUGCUACUGGUGCUUCUAGUGCAAAUACAAAUCAGUUAAUAGGCUUCAGUAGUACAACUCCUCAAAUGUUUUCCAAUGUCUAUCAACUUGGUUCAAAUUCAAUAGUAUCUGGACAGACUACUCCGUUUGUUUUAGGAUCUUCUGUUUUAACAACUUCAUUUCAACCUACAAAUAAUCUUAUUCGCCCUCAACUUCGUCUACCUGCCUCAAAUAUUCUCACUGGUUCACCAAAUAUUAUGAUUGGAAAUUAUCCUGCUGGUUUUACUUUAAAAACAGCCCCGGUACAGACAGUAGGCAGCGUAAAUUCAAUCCCUUUCACUCCGACUUUCGCUUAUCAAUAUCCUGGAAACUUUACAUAA
Messenger RNA from Heterobilharzia americana, 369 nucleotides. The record is from the annotation of a GenBank genome assembly. NCBI's taxonomy places the organism in Eukaryota, Metazoa, Platyhelminthes, Trematoda, Strigeidida, Schistosomatidae.